AUGCUGAUAAAUGCUUAUAUUGGCAUUAAAGGAAAACAUAGAAAUUUUGUCCCCAAAAAUGUAAACUCCUUUGCUACAAAUCAUAACUUUAGAAGGAAUCUCUUUUCAGAUAAAGUUAACUACUCGAGGUAUCUGAACUUUGAAGGGAUUAAAAUAAAAAAUAAAAAAUCGAAUAAUAUUUAUGAACAUUUUUUUUGUAAUCAACUUGGUAAUAACAUUUCAGAAAAAUUUAAUUACAAACCUUCUUAUCCCCAUGAAAUAAAACGAAAAGAAUUUGAUAACCAUAGCAUAUAUUUAAAUAAUUAUACAGACAAAGAAAAUUAUAUACAAAAUAAAUAUAUCAAUGAUAUAGAUAAAUAUAAUACUGCUAUUAAUCAAGUAGCAAAUACUUUUUUCAACUCUAGUAACAGAAAUGCUUUUAUAAAAACAACAAACCGACUUUUUCAAACGAUCAUACAAAAGGCAUUUCAUACAGCUACCAAUAAGACCGAUGAUAAAAAAAGUUCUAAAAACGAUAAAAAAAACACAAAAAAUGAUAAAAAAAAUAAAAAAAACGAAACAGUAAGUAAAAAAACAGAAGCAUCAAAUAAAAAAGUAGAAACAUUAAAUAAAAAAAUGGAAGCACCAAAUAAAAAAUCUAUAAAAAAUGCAAAAAAUGCCACUAUUCUAGAAAUCCAAGAAAACCAAUCUCUUGAUAAAAAAAAAAAUAUAGAAGAAAAUAUAUCAAUAACAAAAGAAAAAUUAUCUAACACCAUUGAAAAUGAUACUAAUAUUAAACAUGAAAUGAAUGAAACAAAUAAAAAAUCUAUUACUGAUCAUAAAAAUAAAAUAAAAAAUAUUAUAAAUAAUUUAUUUGAAAAACAUCUUUUAUUAAUGAACUCAUUAAUUGCAGGCAUAUUAUAUUUUGUUGCUGAUAUUGCAUGCCAAUUUAUGGAAAUGAGUAAACAACCUAACGAAUAUGAUAUAUUUAGAACCUUGAGAAUGUCAACUAUUGGAUUUACCCUUGAGGGACCAGUAAUGACAUUGUGGUAUGGAAAAAUUUUAGCUAACUUUAUUAAAUCCAAACCAAAUAUAUUCUUAUACAAAUCUUUUAUACCAACAUUAUUUGAUAAUUUUGUUUUUGGUCCCAUCCAUUUAACAAUAUUUUUUUUUUAUAAUGGAAUAUUAAAAAAACAACCUCAUCCAGAAAUUGUAGAAAAAAUUCUAAAUACAGGAAUGAAUGUUUUUUUCGUUUCAUUCGUAACAUGGACACCGUUAACUUUAGUUAACUUUUUUUUUGUCCCAAGAAUUUAUCAAGCUACAGUUGUAUUUUUUGCUGAUUUUUUUUGGGUUAUUUUUCUCUCAUGGUCUGCAAAUAAUAAGUAA
This is a messenger RNA of Plasmodium vinckei vinckei, 1365 nucleotides long. RefSeq names its product protein Mpv17, putative. Bases 1 to 1365 code for a protein of 454 amino acids. The record is from RefSeq and is a predicted model, not a curated record. The transcript has 2 exons. Gene Ontology annotation, cellular component: membrane; cytoplasm. Lineage: Eukaryota; Apicomplexa; Aconoidasida; Haemosporida; Plasmodiidae.